Messenger RNA from Lagopus muta (rock ptarmigan), 2836 nucleotides. RefSeq names its product potassium voltage-gated channel interacting protein 2 (gene KCNIP2). Gene Ontology annotation, biological process: regulation of potassium ion transmembrane transport. The record is from RefSeq and is a predicted model, not a curated record. Gene Ontology annotation, cellular component: voltage-gated potassium channel complex. Gene Ontology annotation, molecular function: potassium channel regulator activity; calcium ion binding. NCBI's taxonomy places the organism in Eukaryota, Metazoa, Chordata, Aves, Galliformes, Phasianidae. The transcript is spliced from 8 exons. The coding region runs from base 642 to 1319 and encodes 225 amino acids.
UUCCCUGCUCCUGGAGAGAGGCAGCUCUGGGAUGCAGCAGUGCCUCAUUGGUCAGUGGGACCUGUGGAGUCUGCGGGUUGCCAUACCAACCUGCCUCUGGUUCCCAGCCAGCCGGGGCGUGAAGUGCCGGGUCGAGCUGGUGCCAAGGGGCGGACCGGCAGCCAGGGGCAACCCAGGGCUCUGCAUCCACCCAGCUGUCCUGGCGAGCUGGCUGGCACCGCUGGGCUCCCUGACCCCCGGCACCCCUCGGCAGCACUCUGUGCUUCGCUGCACGGAGCGGGCAGCGGGUUGGCACGGCACGGGGGGCUCACCCGGGCAUCUCACUGAGUGACCUGCAGCGAGUGGUGAGCUUCGGUCCCCCUGAGCCUGGAGAGAGGUGGCAGCUCGGCUCACAGCCGCUCCUCCCGGGAUCAUCCUAGCGCCAAACUUCCCGCCUGUCUGCCUGCCUGCCUGCCUGCAAGCCGGGCCCGGAGGCUGCCGCGCUGCACUGCCUUCCCCAUAGGGCUUUUCCUGCCGCCGAUGCCCGCAGGCUCGCUGCAGGAGACGAAGGCUCUGUCCUGCCCUGGGCAACGCACAGGGGAGCUGGGGGCUUUGUGCCGGCUUUGUGCCUGGGUCCCUCCCCGGUGCUGUGAGCCAGAGCCAUGAGCCACUGCCAGCAGCGCUGCAAGAGGCAGCUGGGCCGGGUGAUCCGCUUCUUCUACCAGUUUGUCACUGGGACCCUCUCGCAAGACAGUGUCGAGGAUGAGUUUGAGCUCUCCACCGUCUGCCACCGCCCCGAGGGGCUGGAGCAGCUCCAGGAGCAGACCAAGUUCACCCGCAAAGAGCUGCAGGUCCUGUACCGGGGCUUCAAGAACGAGUGCCCAAGUGGCAUCGUUAAUGAAGAAAACUUCAAGCAGAUCUACUCGCAGUUCUUCCCACAAGGAGACUCCAGCACGUAUGCCACCUUCCUUUUCAAUGCCUUCGACACUGACCACGAUGGCUCUGUCAGCUUUGAGGACUUUGUGUCUGGGCUGUCCAUCAUCCUGCGAGGUACCAUCGAUGACCGCCUGAACUGGGCCUUCAAUCUCUAUGACCUGAACAAAGACGGCUGCAUCACCAAAGAGGAAAUGCUGGACAUCAUGAAAUCCAUCUACGACAUGAUGGGCAAGUACACCUACCCGGCCAUGCGGGAGGAAGCACCCCGGGAGCAUGUGGAGAAUUUCUUCCAGAAAAUGGACCGAAACAAAGAUGGUGUGGUGACAAUCGAGGAGUUCCUGGAGUCCUGCCAGAAGGAUGAGAACAUCAUGAGGUCCAUGCAGCUCUUCGACAACGUCAUUUAGCUGUCUCCAGUUGAGCUCUUCUGACAUCGGGCUCAGACCCCACUCCUCUCUCAACUUCUCCUUCCAGCCCUUCCUGCUGCCAGCUGCCACACAGAGACAUGGUCAGCACCUGGAUGUAUCCUUCCCCCGAGGCCAGCCCCGCUUUCCUUGGGGGCCCCACACAAAAGUGCCACCAAAGCGUGGGCACAGCUGGCAUGGGGCAUCUGGCCUGGGUGGGCUUCUUGCACCCGAUCCUAGAGGGAAAGCUGCAGCCUUGGGCUGCCAUAGGGCCUUCCCUGUGCCCCUACAUCAUGACCCCCUCAGCAGCCGCAGCACCGGCUCCAGCCCAGACCCUCCAGCAACACUUCUAGGAACUAAGAGUCUCUCAGCAGGCAUCAGCGCCUCAGCUUCCUCCUGUGCCCUGAUGUUAGGGACACGUCCCCUACAUGGGACAUGAACCACUUGUCCCCCUCCUCGCUCACUCAGGGUGCCGGGCUCCCUGUUUGUCGCCAACAGCUGCCUGGAGCUGGGUGUGCACUCCUGUCCCACCCACAUAUCCCUCCGAGUACUGUUUGGGGGGCUAAUGUCUCCACAUCAAACUCCUGCUCAGCCCCACCAGCUUCAGGUCCUAGUCCACAGCCUGGCCCAGCUUUUCCCAACACUGUGCCCAGAGGGGCAGCGGCGGCUGGGGUUGAUGGGGAACGGGUGAGCAAGGCUGUGCACCACACCAGGCUGAGCCCUGGUAUCAGAGCCGUUCGGACCCCCUCACAGGGCCCUGAGCCUCAGCUGUGGAGCAGCCACCACUGCUCCAGGCUUGGCUUGUGCAGACGCGAUGUUUUUUAGCUCCGUCCACCACACUGUUCAUCUCACAGCCCUGUUCCUGGUCGGGAGGGCAGGUAACCCCAACCCCAGCACCUCCUGUCCCGCUGGGUGCAGAGGCCCUCCAUCUCUCCAUUCCCCCAUCCCUCCCUCCUUCCCUCCCUCCCUCCCUCACGCUACAGUCGCAUGGCGUGACCCCGCCCCAGGGCAUGGUAACCCACAACCCGCUUGGCAUCUCCAGUCUGUAUAUUUUGUAUUAUAACGAUAAGAUGGGUUAAAAAAAGAAAAAAUGGGGGGAGGGGUGGGGAGGAAAAAAGAAAAAGACAAUAAAAUCUAACCACGAUCGCUAUGCACACUGCUGGUACUCCCCUCUGCCUUUGUCGGACGUUUGGAGGGGGGAGCUGGGGAAACAGGGAGCACGGACACGAAGGCCGGCCCACGGCUUUCUCUGCAGUCCCCGAACCCCAAACCUCUGAGCCUCCCCGCCGGGCCGCCUCAGCGCGCCGCAGCAAAUCAGGUCAGCGCCCAGGGGAACUCGCGCGACAGCGGCACCGCCGGCACCGCAGCGAACGCGCACGCGCACAACCAAGGGGCGUCCGCGGCGCGCACGCGCAGCGCAGAAGUAAACACUUAAUUCCCACCCCUUCCCCAUCCGCACCGCUUCCCUACACAAAGCCAACUGCGCAAGCGCCUUCUGUCGCCGCGCGCCUGCGCGCUGC